This is a messenger RNA of Astyanax mexicanus (Mexican tetra), 4355 nucleotides long. It is a transcript of the gene taf2, whose product is annotated as TAF2 RNA polymerase II, TATA box binding protein (TBP)-associated factor. Gene Ontology annotation, biological process: transcription initiation at RNA polymerase II promoter. Gene Ontology annotation, molecular function: RNA polymerase II general transcription initiation factor activity; chromatin binding; transcription cis-regulatory region binding. The transcript has 25 exons. Gene Ontology annotation, cellular component: transcription factor TFIID complex. NCBI's taxonomy places the organism in Eukaryota, Metazoa, Chordata, Actinopteri, Characiformes, Acestrorhamphidae. The annotation marks the transcript as partial. The record is from RefSeq and is a predicted model, not a curated record.
AUUCUGUACCCCAACACAACCCACCAGGUGGUCUGCAUCAACAACAUCAACUUCCAGAGGAAGUCCGUUAUUGGUUUUGUGGAGCUGACCAUCUUCCCCACUGUGGUGAACCUCAACCGCAUCAAACUCAACAGUAAGCAGUGCAGGAUUUACAGAGUGCGAGUGAAUGACUUGGAGGCACCAUUCAUCUACAACGACCCCACACUGGAGGUCUGCCACCAUGAGUCCAAACAGCGGAACCUGAACUAUUUCUCCAGUGCCUACACUGCAGCAGUCAGUGCUGUGGAUCCAGACGCUGGAAAUGGAGAAUUGUCCAUUAAAGUUCCUUCAGAGCUCUGGAAACAGGGGGACGAAAUGAAAGUGCUGAAGGUGUAUAUUGAGUUUUCACUGGACCAGCCAAAGGGAGGGCUCCAUUUCGUUGUGCCUGAUGUAGAGGGCAGCAUGGCCGAGAGGGGUGCUCACGUCUUCUCCUUUGGUUACCAGAAUUCCACCCGGUUUUGGUUUCCAUGUGUGGACUCGUACUCUGAGCUUUGCACGUGGAAGCUGGAGUUCACUGUGGAUGCCUCCAUGGUGGCCGUGUCCUGUGGAGACUUGGUAGAGACCGUUUACACCCAUGACAUGCGCAAGAAGACCUUCCAUUAUAUGCUUCCUAUUCCCACAGCAGCCCCAAACAUUUCUAUGGCUGUGGGACCCUUCGAGAUCCUUGUGGACCCAUACAUGCAUGAGGUGACACAUUUCUGCCUGCCUCAGCUUCUUCCCCUGCUGAAGCAUUCCAUGUCCUUUCUACAUGAGAUCUUUGAGUUCUAUGAAGAGAUUCUCACAUGCCGCUACCCGUACUCCUGCUUCAAGACCGUCUUCGUUGAUGAGGCCUAUAUGGAGGUGUCCUCCAGUGCAUCCAUGAGUAUCUUCAGUACAAACAUGCUCCACAGUGGCAUGAUCAUAGACCAGACUCCCAUGACGCGGCGCUGCCUUGCGCAGGCUUUGGCUCAGCAGUUUUUCGGCUGCUUCAUCUCGCGGAUGUCUUGGUCUGAUGAAUGGGUCCUAAAGGGGAUAUCAGGCUACAUAUAUGGCCUCUACCUGAAGAAGACUUUUGGUGUCAAUGAGUAUCGCCACUGGAUUAAAGAGGAACUGGACAGAAUAGUGGAUUAUGAGCUGAAGAUGGGUGGUGUCCUGCUGCACCCCACUUUCACAGGAGGAAAAGAAAAAGAGAACCCGACUCCCCACUUGCAUUUCUCCAUCAAACACCCCCACACGCUGUCCUGGGAGUACUACAAAAUGUUCCAGUGCAAGGCCCACCUGGUCAUGAGAUUGAUUGAGAACCGGAUCAGCAUGGAGUUUAUGCUGCAGGUGUUUAAUAAGCUGCUAAGCCUGGCCAACACAGCCUCAUCACAGAAGUACCAGUCGCACAUGUGGAGCCAGAUGCUGUUGUCCACCUCCGGCUUUCUCAAGUCUAUCUCCAAUGUGUCAGGGAAGGACAUUGGUCCUUUGAUCAAGCAGUGGGUAGACCAGAGUGGUGUGGUGAAGUUCUUUGGCAGCUUUGCUUUUAACAGGAAAAGAAACGUGCUGGAGCUGGAGAUCCGCCAGGACUACACCUCCUCUGGCACCCAGAAAUAUGUGGGCCCUAUUAAAGUGACUGUUCAGGAGCUGGAUGGAUCCUUUAACCAUACUCUGCAGAUUGAGGAGAACAGUCUGAAGCAUGAUAUACCCUGCCACUCCAAAAGCAGGAGGAAUAAGAAGAAAAAAAUCCCACUGAUGAAUGGCGAAGAAAUCGACAUGGACCUGUCAGCCAUGGACUCGGACUCUCCUCUGCUCUGGAUUCGGAUCGAUCCAGACAUGGCCAUUCUGCGGAAGGUGGAGUUUGAGCAGGCUGACUUCAUGUGGCAGUACCAGCUGCGCUACGAGCGGGAUGUGGUGGCUCAGGAAGAGGCGAUUUCAGCUCUGGAGAAAUUCCCCACCGCCGCCUCUCGCCUGGCCCUUACCGACAUCCUGGAGCAAGACCAGUGCUUCUACAAAGUGCGCAUGCAGGCCUGCUUCUGCCUGGCCAAGAUUGCCAAUGCCAUGAUGAGCACCUGGACAGGACCCCCUGCAAUGAAGUCGCUCUUCACACGCAUGUUCUGCUGCAAAAGCUGCCCAAACAUUGUCAAGACCAACAACUUCAUGAACUUCCAGAGCUAUUUCCUGCAGAAGACCAUGCCAGUGGCCAUGGCUUUGCUCAGGGAUGUGCACAACCUUUGCCCCAAAGAGGUGCUGAACUUCAUUCUGGACCUGAUCAAGUACAAUGACAACAGGAAAAAUAAGUUUUCAGACAAUUACUAUCGUGCUGAGCUGAUUGAUGCCCUGACCAACUCGCUGACCCCCGCAAUAAGCAUCAACAAUGAGGUUCGCACCAUAGACAGCCUGAACCCCGACGUGCGGCUUAUCCUGGAAGAGAUCACUCGCUUCCUCAACAUGGAGAAGCUGCUGCCCAGCUACAGGAACACCAUCACAGUCAGCUGUCUGAGGGCUAUCCGGAUGCUACAGAGGAACGGCCAUAUUCCCAGUGACCCCAGCCUGUUUAAAUCUUAUGCAGAGUAUGGCCAUUUUGUGGAUGUGAGGGUCGCAGCGCUGGAUGCUGUGGUGGACUAUACACGAGUUGAGAGGAGCGCCGAUGAGUUUCAGUGGCUGCUGGAUAUGGUCCAGAAUGACCCAAUACACUACGUCAGACAUAAAAUUCUUAGUCUGCUGGCCAAGAAUCCACCUUUCACCAGAGCAGCUGAAUCUUCCCUGUGCAAUGAGGCUCUAGUAGACCAAUUGUGGAAGCUGAUGAAUUCAGGUACGUCUCAUGACUGGCGGCUGCGUUGUGGUGCUGUGAACCUGUACCACACUCUGUUUGGGCUCACCAGGCCCUCAUGUCUGCCUCUUCCUGAGCUGGGGUUGGUGCUUAACCUGAAGGAGAAAAAGGCCGUCCUCAAUCCCACCAUCAAAACCGAGCAGGGUCCUGGAGGUCCAGAGCUGGCACCCAACAUAAUGUUCACUACUAAGCAGGAGGAGGACUGUAUUGUCAUGGAACCAUUGAUGGGAGGCAUGGCUUUAGCUCCACAGGGUCUGAAGAGGAAAGCGGAGACUCCUCUGGGUUCACCUCCUGAACCUGGGCAGGUUCUACAGGAGGAGCCUCCUAUGAUUAAGGCAGCUAUCAAGGGCAGGUUUCCAACCCAGGAUGAAGAAGAUAUCGAUAUGGAAACAGUUCAUGACAGUCAGGCCUUUAUCUAUCAUCACCUUAACAUGCUGGACAGGCCUUCCACACCAGGCAAAGAACCUCCCAUCAUGGAACAGGCCUUGAUGUCCAUGCCAGCCACUCCUGUCCCGUUAUUCAGCAAAGAGUCCACUUCAUCCUCCAAGCAUGGUGGAGAGCACCACCACCAUCAUCACCACCACCAUCACCAUGAGCACAAGAAGAAGAAGAAGAAGCACAAGCAUAAACACAAACACAAGCACAAGCAUGACAGCAAAGACAAGGACAAAGACAAAGAGCGCGACUCCCAUGCCUUCAGCAACAGCCCGGCCAGUGGGCGCUCCAUGCGUUCCCCCUCUCUGUCUGACUGAGGGCCAAAGCAAGAUCAUUUAGGGACUUCAUUUUGACAUCAUUCAUUAUAUUUGUAAAAAAGAAUGUUAGCAUAGAACGUAUACAUAUUUUUUUAUGUAAAACCAACGUCAGUUUUCUGCUCUUUAUGACCACCCAGGGUUCAUCAGUGCAUUGCAAUGUCCUCUACCGAGUAAGCUAACAAAAGGCCCAGUUUUUUCAGCCAGUGAUUCCUCCAUGCACAGUCUCCCUCUCACCUUCACUUUCACUAAUGAGAGAAAAACUCACAGUUUCUUCUUCAGUGUCGUCACUGACCACACAGACUCUCCACACUCACGUAACCACACACACUGACAAACACACACAUACACACACCUCUUGCCACAAGGACCACAGAGACCGUCUUCCUCGAUAAAUGACAGCAUUCUGCGGAGUUCUUUACAAGGGAACUUUUCACUCUGCAGACGCUUCAGUCCAGUUCAUUAGCUGCUGGAAAUUGCAGACAGCAGAAAACUGUAAACGUAACUCAGUAAUGAAAAACAUCAUUCAUUUUCUGGUUAAGCCACCCCGACCUUAACCUGAGUUCACACUAGGAACAGUUAAUAUGGGUCUAUAUGAAGUUACAUGUUCAUCAUACUUGACUCUUGUGUUAUAGACUUCACAAGCCAUGUUUUAAAAAUGUUUCUUUAUAAUAACUUCACUGUAGCGAGUUUUUACAUUUUCCUGUUCAAUAGUUAUUUUUGGCAACUUUUUUAUCUACUGUGUUCAGUUCUGGUUAAUAAAAAACAUGUAUUUA